ACACAGACAUAACCAGACUAAAGAGAAUAGUACUACAAGUUAUAAUCGCUAUCUUCAGCAAGAGGAUUUCACAUUUAAAGUAAUCGCAUAGUGGCCAGCAAAACCUAUCGCAUAGAUGUGCCAAUCGGUCUAUCCAUUCGAAAUUCACCUUCACCAAACGCGACAUACACAUAUGCAAAAAGAGAGCGUAUAGCAAUGAGAAGCGUGAGCCUGUGCUGCAAAGAGCUGCCCGAGUGGUAAUUAAGUAACUUUUGUACAUUUCUACCGGUUCCGUCUCCACAUCUCCCAUCCAACAUGGUGUACCAGGUGAAAGAUAAGGCCGAUCUCGAUGGACAGCUGACCAAGGCAUCCGGCAAGCUGGUGGUGCUGGAUUUCUUCGCCACUUGGUGCGGACCCUGCAAGAUGAUCUCGCCCAAACUGGUUGAGCUUUCCACGCAGUUCGCCGACAACGUCGUCGUCCUGAAGGUCGAUGUGGACGAAUGCGAAGACAUUGCAAUGGAAUACAACAUCUCCAGCAUGCCCACCUUCGUGUUCCUCAAGAACGGCGUCAAGGUCGAAGAGUUCGCCGGAGCCAACGCCAAGCGUCUGGAGGAUGUCAUCAAGGCCAAUAUCUAAGUGGGCAGCGCAUAGACGUCUGGCCGUCCCCCUGAUCCACCUAUGAGUUUUCUUCAUAACAUUUAGUUAAUUAAUUAAUUCCAUAAGUGCAGGGUUUUGCUCCAUUCCGCCUGCUCCGCCUUGUCCUUGAAUCCCUUAGAGCUGCAGUGCAGUUCGCAAGGUGAAGGUCAGCAGUGGCAGCAGUUGGAACAGCAACAAACGUGAGAAACUAAGUGGCUUUUAAACGUAAAAUUUGCUUUGUUAACAAAAUCAAUAAAUCACACAAAGAUUGUUCAUUUUUGUAUGAAAAACAUUAGAAAACGCAGUUGUAGCCAGUUGUCCAAGAGAAUACGCUAAACAAUAAAUGUAUUACACACUCGCCGUUUGUAACCGAUUAAAUUGUUUUGCAAAAUUCUGAAGGGGAACCUGGGGUGAGGUCGGAUCUAGGAAUGACACAUAAAGUUGUGAAAUGAAAGCCAAGUCAAAUAUCAGUAGCCAACAAGCAGACAAAUGUCGUUACGGUUAAGUAAUAACGAUUAAAACCGGGUAACUACCGAUUAGAUAAGAUACGGCAACAAAUUUGUAUACUCCAAAGGCAUAUCAAGUGCGUGAUCAAAAUGGCCAUUUCAUAAUUAAAAUCCACCAGAUUAAAGCUAAUUUUAAAAUUUCCAUUUUGAGAAGGCUCUUUUUAUCUGUCAAAAAAUAUAUUUUUACAUAUGUAUAUUGACAACGAAAUUCAAAAAC
This is a messenger RNA of Drosophila melanogaster (fruit fly), 1338 nucleotides long. RefSeq names its product thioredoxin 2 (gene Trx2). The transcript has 4 exons. Gene Ontology annotation, molecular function: protein-disulfide reductase activity. Lineage: Eukaryota; Metazoa; Arthropoda; Insecta; Diptera; Drosophilidae. The coding region runs from base 295 to 615 and encodes 106 amino acids. The record is from RefSeq and is marked reviewed.